GUCGCACAUUCGCAUCUUGGUUGUCGAUAACCUCCAAUUCCAACACCAUGGCUGCCGCUACCCUCGGAGAGGUGCCUACCAAGGCCUUCGAUACCAUCCUGACCUUGGAUUUCGGAUCGCAGUACACUCAUUUGAUCACCCGUCGUAUGAGAGAGCUCAACAUUCUCUCCGAGAUGCUGCCAUGCACCACCAAGAUUGCCGAUCUUGACUACAAGCCCAAGGGUGUCAUUCUCUCCGGCGGCCCCUACUCCGUGUAUGAGGACGGUGCUCCUCACGUCGACCCUGCCGUGUUCGAGCUUGGUGUCCCCAUUCUUGGCAUUUGCUAUGGCAUGCAGGAGAUCGCCUGGCGCGCCAGCCCCGAGAACGUCAUUGCCGGCGUUCACCGCGAGUACGGCCACUCCAACCUGAAGGCCCUCAAGGGCGACGACGCCCACGUCGACCGCCUCUUCGCCGGUCUCGAGGACUCCAUGCGCGUGUGGAUGUCGCACGGUGACAAGCUCGGCGCCCUGCCCGAGGGCUUCCACACCGUCGCUGUGUCCGACAACUCCGAGUACGCCGCCAUUGCGCACAAGACCAAGCCCAUCUACGGUCUUCAGUUCCACCCCGAGGUCACCCACUCGCAGAACGGCACCCAGCUGCUCAAGAACUUCGCCGUCGACAUUUGCGGCUGCGCCCAGAACUGGACCAUGGCGCGCUUCCUCGACCAGGAAAUCGCCCGCAUCCGCGACCUCGUCGGCCCCGAGGGCCAAGUCCUCGGCGCCGUCUCGGGCGGUGUCGACUCCACCGUCGCCGCCAAGCUGAUGAAGGAGGCCAUCGGCGACCGCUUCUGGGCCGUGCUUGUCAACAACGGCGUCAUGCGCCUGGACGAGUGCGAGCAGGUCGAGCGCGACCUCAAGCAGCACCUGGGCAUCAACCUGACCGUCAUCGACGCCUCCAAGGACUUCCUCGAGGGCCUCAAGGGUCUCCACGACCCCGAGCAGAAGCGCAAGUUCAUCGGCGGCAAGUUCAUUGACGUGUUCGAGGCCGAGGCCCAGAAGAUCGAGGAGGCCGCCGCCAAGUCCGGCAAGGGCACCAAGAUCGGCUUCUUCCUGCAGGGUACCCUGUACCCAGACGUCAUCGAGUCGCUCUCCUUCAAGGGCCCCUCGGCCACCAUCAAGACCCACCACAACGUCGGCGGUCUGCCCGAGCGCAUGACCAACGGCCAGGGUCUCCAGCUCAUCGAGCCGCUCCGCUCCCUGUACAAGGACGAAGUCCGCGAGCUCGGCCGCACCCUCGGCAUCCACGAGGAACUCGUCAUGCGCCACCCCUUCCCCGGUCCCGGCAUUGCCGUCCGCAUUUUGGGCGAGGUGACGGAGGAGAAGGUGCGCAUUGCUCGCCAGGCCGAUCACAUUUUCAUUUCCGAGAUCCGCAAGGCCGGCCUGUACGACCAGAUUUCGCAGGCGUACGCCGCAGUUGAUCCUAGCCGUGCUGUGGGUGUCAUGGGCGACAAGCGCGUCUACGGCUACAUUAUCAUUCUGCGCGCGGUGACGACCACGGACUUCAUGACGGCUGAGGCCUUCAACUUCCCGUGGGACUUCCUCCAGCGCGUCAUGAACAGGAUCGUCAACGAGGUCAAUGGUGUGUGCAGAGUCACUUAUGACAUUACCAGCAAGCCUCCUGGCACUAUUGAGCUUGAGUAAGCGGGUCUUUGGUCUAGCGGGAAGGUUGGAAAAGUAAAACGUCUGCAAGGAAAGAAAUGAAUGAAGAUACCAUGAGUAACAGAUGGGGAAUGAAAUAGAUUUGACGUGUUCAUGCC
Neurospora tetrasperma FGSC 2508 is the source of this 1795-nucleotide messenger RNA. RefSeq names its product GMP synthase. Gene Ontology annotation, cellular component: cytosol. Lineage: Eukaryota; Fungi; Ascomycota; Sordariomycetes; Sordariales; Sordariaceae. Gene Ontology annotation, biological process: GMP biosynthetic process. Bases 48 to 1679 code for a protein of 543 amino acids. The transcript is spliced from 5 exons. The record is from RefSeq and is a predicted model, not a curated record. Gene Ontology annotation, molecular function: ATP binding; GMP synthase activity; GMP synthase (glutamine-hydrolyzing) activity.